Messenger RNA from Perkinsus marinus ATCC 50983, 357 nucleotides. RefSeq lists its product as hypothetical. The transcript has a single exon. The record is from RefSeq and is a predicted model, not a curated record. NCBI's taxonomy places the organism in Eukaryota, Perkinsozoa, Perkinsida, Perkinsidae. Bases 1 to 357 code for a protein of 118 amino acids.
AUGGCCGGAAUCGUCCAACCCGACGAGGCUGCUCGUGUGGAUGCGGAGGCAAUGGUCGCUGCGGAACAAGAUCAAGAGGUUGGGGAUGUUGAGCAUGAUGAACUCGCCGGGGCCGCCGCCGAGCUCCUGGCCAGCCUCCCACUCAAAGCUGCGGACUUCCUACGCAACAAUGCGAGCCUGGCUGCGCAAAAGGAUGUUGCAGCGUGCCUCAUCAAAAAUGGGGUGACGAAUGGAAUACUACUCCAAGACUUGGAUAAGUCCGUGUGCAAGACACUUGCCCGGGAUCUCACCGAUGAAGCUAACCUGGUGGUGUUGCGAGCCCCUGCUGGUGUAUGCGCCCACGAAAAGCGACGGUGA